Suillus paluster is the source of this 877-nucleotide messenger RNA. RefSeq lists its product as uncharacterized. The record is from RefSeq and is a predicted model, not a curated record. The coding region runs from base 104 to 583 and encodes 159 amino acids. The transcript is spliced from 3 exons. Lineage: Eukaryota; Fungi; Basidiomycota; Agaricomycetes; Boletales; Suillaceae.
UGCAGCCUGUAUUUGUCGUCGCCUUGCUCAAACCGCAUGUUGGUGGCAGUGCUUCCUGUGAUGGGCGGCUCUUUUGUGCAACAGGCUCAGUGCGCAAAGAUUUAUGUUUGCAAUUUCAGGCUUGUCCGGAGGUCGGAAAAGUGCUUCUUACACUGUAAUACACCCCCCUUCGUACAACGAAAUUUUGAGGUCUGCUUGUGAAGAGGAACUUCGUGCCACAGUUCUAUCUCGCAUCUGUGAUAUUGUCUCCUCUCUCAAUUUCACCUCUUCCUCUUUCGCCCUAAUUCUCGAUUCAUGCGCUGCUGCUCUCCCACUGGCAGCAGAGUUCCCCGACCUCCUGCAACAACCCAAUAUCGAGGAUCACACGGCGCUGUAUUGGGCGAUUGUAAAUAACCGCCGAGAAGCCCUUUGGGCUUUUAUCACAUUCAUUUCCCACUUCCCGUCUGUCUGUACUUCCGACUUGCGUCUUGCUUGCAUGACAGUUCACGACCACACAUUGUUUAUGGAGUUGAAUUUGGGAGGAAAAAAUACCAAGGAUGAGUCUUUAAGACUUCUUUUGGGUUGUCCGCCAGAUGGGAUUUAAGUGCAUAAGAGGGAUGGAGUUGGCGCCAACCACUUCAUUGCUUCUUUCCGCUUCAGAAUGUUCCAGAAACGCCUACAUAUUACAGAGAAAUCUAGCAUAAAAUUUGUUCCCGGACGUAUAUGACAGCUAGGAUUUUACAUGGGAACGGAUGGAAUGUGGCGCGUCGAGUAUGGUCCUCUGAGCAUAGCUUCCCAGCGCGGCCAGACGCUGUAUUCCUGAUAGAUGCCCACAGAGGGCUGCCUGGCUAUGCGACCCCGCCAACCUCUCCGCUUGCCAAUGAAAUGUCCAUCACAG